Messenger RNA from Geodia barretti, 2766 nucleotides. Lineage: Eukaryota; Metazoa; Porifera; Demospongiae; Tetractinellida; Geodiidae. The record is from the annotation of a GenBank genome assembly.
UCUUUUUCUGCUUACGUACAUACAUACGUGUACGUACAUGGUGUGCAUGCUAGCCAGCUCAUCUUGUUGUCGCAGACCACCCAGCUUGCUGGUGGCACAGAGCGGAAAAGAUGGGGGCAGUAGUAGCUAAGAGUAAGGUUAUUCCUGUUGCUCAAAUCUCCGUGCAACCAGCGCAGGGCAGCAGCGAAGACGGAGGCGCAAACUGCCACAGCCCGGCAGAAAUCCGAGCGACAUCUUCACUUGAGAGCAGUAUAAGAACCACUCUACACUCUGGUGGAGAGAGGCACUCUAGCUCGGACGCUACUCCCCAGGCAGAGAGUCGCAUGUCACGAAGGAACUCCUCCGGACGUGCUAGGGGCAGUUGUAGAGGAUACAGGCUUAUGAGUGGGAAUAGAUCGACGCGAGCAGGACUGCCUCUACAGCGAGACUUUGACUUGAAUUCGUCUGGAUAUUCGAGGCGCGUCCCACCGCUGCGUCUCGACGGAGACCCUGAAUGUAGCACUGUCGUCCUGCUGGCAACAGAAGCCAACGUCGGCGUUGAGCAUGCUGCUACAUGCUGCCAGUUAUGUGGUAAUGGUUUCAGCACGAUUCGUGUCCCUCUCCUCCUCCUCUGCGGUCACUCCUUCUGCGAGCAGUGCAUACAUAGAGCGACUGAGAAAUACCCGUCUGCCUUGAAGUGUGGCGUGUGCUCUAUCGUGACACCACUAGGCCAGCAAAACCCUGAUACCCUCCCCAAAAAUGAGUCUAUUCUUGACCUAGUCACAUCUCGUGAUUUUACAUCCAUAGUGACUGAAAAAAAUGUCGACAAGUGUGCAGAAUGUAUCCACCACCAAGCAUCUGUGUACUGCAGUGAGUGCUCAGCUUCCUACUGUAGUAACUGCUCUAAGAAGGCCCACGAAGGUUCCCGCGUUCGCUCCAAGCACAAGCCUGUACCAGUUAAUUUGAAGCCACGGCCACAGCCAACCUGCCGCAAGCACCCUGGUCAGAGUUGUGUUCUCUACUGUGAGACAGAGAGACAGCCUAUGUGUGUCCUCUGCAAAUUCUACAACCAACACCGCUUCCACAAGUACGCUUUUGCCAGGUAGAUUGAUACAACAUGAUUAAGUUUUUAUUUGCUCUACAGGUUUGAUCUGUUGAGUAAAGUUGCAACAAAAUAUACAGCCACUGUAACGGAGAGGCUCUCUAAGUUGGAUCGAAUGGAAAAGGACCUCAGUACUACAGCAGCUUCUCUAGCGGUGGCAGUUGAAGAAGUCAAUAACAAUGCACGAAAAGUGCAGGAGAGAUUAGAGAGACACUGCAGUGGUAUAUUCUACAUUAUUGUGAUCCAUUUGGGUGCUGUAGUUGAAUGAAAUAUUGCAUUAUUCCAUAGACCUGCAGAAGGCGUACUGUGCAGCUAUUGAGCGACGUGAGACGGUGCUAUUGACACUACUAGACAGACAGGUUGAAAUCAAGCAAGAUAUGAUUGAGGAAGCAAGAACAGAAGUAGCAGCUGCCCGUGCUAGAAUUCUUGCUGCAAAGGAGGAAGCUGGACAACUUCUGAAGCUCAACCCUGUGACAGCCCUUCUCUCUCGUCAACACAUGGAUGCAAACUUUGACCGAGCUCUAAAGCGAACAACACUUGUAAUGAAGCCUCCUACGCAGCCUGAAGUACCUCUGUCCCUCCUGCCAGACAUAACUCCCACCAUUAAUGAGACACUGGGACAGCAUGGUGCUAUUCUGCAAUUACCUUCAAAGCCUUCAUUCCAAAACGUGACUGUGACAACAAACACAAUAUCACUAAAGUGGGAGUGUCAUCAGGAGAACAGCUCUGACAUCAGUAUGGACAGAACGUUAACUUUCUCCCUACACUGUCAUGCUGAUGUGCCAUUUAGACUCAAAUCUAAGAUCUCAUUCAAGAAGCAGAUUGUUAAAAGUGGAAUGCAGAUCACACCUGAAAGUGGCUUUGAGGACUUCUCUGGUAGUUCCGUUGAGCCAAGUACCACUUUCCCCUCAGUGCCCCAGUCCCUGUUGGGCAGUAGGAAUAUCUCACUCAUUGCCAUUCAACCAACUGAUACAGGUGUAAUACUGCAGGAUUAUCAUCCCAGUGUGCCUGCUGUUAAAAACACUCCCCAUGACCAGCCACCAAAGCCCAAACUGCAAGCACCAAUUGGCACCAAGCUACCAGAGAUAAUCAAACCAGCUCCUGGAAUCCAAGCCAUUCCACAUCUUCUGGCCUCUCAAAUUCCGUCGUCAUCCAGUGCUGCAAAACUGAAUCUUCCACCUUUAAAACAAACCCACGAGGCUCUAGCUGAGACAGAGACUGACCAGCUCAGUGACUCAACAACCGUCAGUGGAACACUGGCAGACUCAGAGGACCCCUGCAACUCUCCAACUCCCUAUACCAACAAGACCACAAGUAAAGUAGGAGCAAAGAAAGCAAUAGCAGUUGAUACAUACUCUACAGACAGCAGCUCAAGCAUGUCAGAGACAACUAGCAGUAGCACCCGAGAUCCCACAUUCACCAAUGUCGGGCGGUUCUGCAGAGGGUUUGCUUUUGAUGAGAUAUACUGUGGCAAAGAGAACAAAUUCCUCUACUCUGGCCUUCUUCCAGGAGCCACAUACUACUUCAGAGUCCAUUGCCAUAAUGCUGCUGGCUGGGGUCCAUGGAGUGACACUGUGAAAUGCACAACAGUUGUAGUUAACAAGUAACUGAACAUGCCAAGUGUCAAGUCUUGUUAAUUUCUACUGUGUGUACUCUACUAUGAAUAAACUUCUGUCAUGAAUACA